Messenger RNA from Talaromyces stipitatus ATCC 10500, 1470 nucleotides. RefSeq lists its product as uncharacterized. The transcript has 2 exons. Gene Ontology annotation, molecular function: FAD binding. The record is from RefSeq and is a predicted model, not a curated record. The coding region runs from base 1 to 1470 and encodes 489 amino acids. Lineage: Eukaryota; Fungi; Ascomycota; Eurotiomycetes; Eurotiales; Trichocomaceae.
AUGAGCGGCCGUGUGCUCUUUCUCGUUGUUUUAUUUUCCUCCCUCGGGAUGGUCUAUUCACUAGCUUUGGCCAACGCAAUGGCCUGCGGUGCUCUAGCAAUUCUCAUGCCAGAGAAAGUCUUCAACUCCAACACGGCCAGUUACACAGCGGCUCUUACGUCCUACUUCAGCCGCCAAGAACAGGAAGUGAAGCCAGAAUGCGUAGUCAUUCCUCAGAGUACCAAUGAUGUCUCUGAAAUAGUUGCAACUAUGACUGCCUUUGCUUGGAUUGGAGCUCAAUUUGCCGUCAGAGGGGGUGGUCACUCAAUCUAUGCUGGAGCGGCCAAUAUACAAGGUGGUGUCACCAUAGAUCUGAGUUCUCUUAAUGAAGUGACUGUCAGUCCUGACAAAUCCACCGUUGACCUUGGACCAGGCGGCAAAUGGGGUGCAGUUUACGAAGUACUAGAUCCUUUACAGAUCACAGUCUCCGGUGGGCGAGAUUCAGAUGUUGGUGUUGGGGGAUACCUUCUUGGAGGUGGAAUGAGUUACAUUGGACCCCUGGCCGGAUGGGCUUGCGACAACGUGGUGGAAUACGAGGUAGUCCUAGCAGACGGCAAGGUAGUGAAUGUCAACAACGAUUCAUAUCCGGAUCUGUUCUUGGCUCUUAAAGGAGGAGGCAACAAUUUUGGUAUCGUCACUCGCUUCACGCUCAAAACUCACCCCUUGGGCAACUUCUGGGGUGGAUUUCUGGUCUAUCCGAUUACUUCAAUUGGCCAACAAAUCGAUUCAUUGUCGAAAUUUCUGGGUACGCAGCCUUAUGAUCCUUACGCUGCCAUGAUUCAGAGUUGGGGUUACUCCUCGGAGAUGACCGUUAUCAGCGACGGAAUAUACUACACCCAGAACGUACAAUCGACUCCAGCCGUAUACCAGGACUUUGUCGACAACAGUACCCUGAUGCAAAGUAGCUUGCGAACGUCAAACAUGUCCAGCUUUGCCGCGGAGACCGAUAAGUACCAGGCUUACAGUAUGAGACAGGGAUACUACACAACAUCCUUCCUACACACCCCAUCCAUUUAUAGUACUAUCUACGACAUCUUCAACACCUCCCUAACCUCAGUAUCCAAAGUCCAAGGUAUAAACUGGUAUCUCACCAUCCAAGCCACUCCAGCCCUCAACGGCACCAAUAGCCUGGGCCUUAAACCGGGCAAUGCACGCCUCAUCAACGUUCUCCUCACAACAUGUUGGUCCAACGCUUCUGAUGAUGCGGCAGUAGCCGCCGCCGCAAAGAGUCUCAUUUCGUCUAUUGAAUCUGCGACUCGUGCCGCAGGUGUGUACCAAAAUUACAAGUAUUACAAUUAUGCGGAUAUUUCCCAAGAGGUAAUUAGCGGUUAUGGUUCGGCCAGUGUGGAGGAGUUGCGAACAGUUAGUAAGAAGUAUGAUGUCUAUGGUGUGUUCCAAAACAGUGUUCCGGGUGGGUUUAAGUUGUGGUGA